This is a messenger RNA of Alternaria atra, 1101 nucleotides long. RefSeq lists its product as uncharacterized. The transcript is spliced from 2 exons. Lineage: Eukaryota; Fungi; Ascomycota; Dothideomycetes; Pleosporales; Pleosporaceae. Gene Ontology annotation, biological process: anaphase-promoting complex-dependent catabolic process. The record is from RefSeq and is a predicted model, not a curated record. Gene Ontology annotation, cellular component: anaphase-promoting complex. The coding region runs from base 1 to 1101 and encodes 366 amino acids.
AUGUUUUCCUUACCUAUGAUUGCGCCGCGCCCGGAUGCCAGCCUCUGGCCUUCCCAUUACACCACCCACACCGCCUUCGAGGACACACAUUCACACUCUCCACCCGACACAUCCCAUGGCCACAACAACCGGCGCCCAACGUCGCACCACGGCCCACGUCGCCAUCAGAACCACUUCCUCUCCAGCCUGACUGCCGACGAGAACACAAUCGCCCAGCGCAAACUCAAUGUACGCAGAUUCGGCGCGGGUUGGCUGCGUCCGCCCGGUAUCACCAAAACACUACAAGCGAUCGACGACGAAAAGCUAGAGAAGGAGGAACAGGAGAUGAUGCAACGCAGAGAGCAAGUAAUGAUGGACCUAGCAGCCGCUCAACAAGAUGCUGCAAACGAGGAGCAAAGGGAGAGAGGAGAAAUGGAAGAAGAGGCCGGAGAAGGAGAAGUAGAACGGGAUCUUGACGAUGAAGUCCCGGAGGCACAAAGCACACCCAGUGCAUCUGAAGUAUCGAGCGACGAAGAAUCAGAGGAGGAGGAGGACGGCAGUGAAACUAGUGGUGACGUCCAAGAAGAGAGCACAGUACCCUUUAAUGAGGACAGCUUCAUAGGGGGCAGUAUGCUCGAAGCAGAGGUAUCCCACAUGCUGGAGAUGGAAGAGGCGGAAAUGGCAGGCGUGCUGCAAGACGAACGCGAUCUCGACGACGAUGUCCCAGAAGCCGGGAGUUACGAACAUACCGAUUCUGAACUCGAAGAUGAUAGCGAUGUGGAUAAUAGCGCCCUUCCACCUGGUCUCAGCUCCGUGCGCUCAAGGCGCUCGACAAGGCGCCGCUCAAGUGGACGCCGUAGCUCUGGUCGCAGAAGCUCGGGAUUGCCUGGUGGCAUGAUGUUUGGAGGUGGACAUCCCGCUAUUGGAAGGGUCAGCCUGGGUGUUGAUUUGGGGAAUGGAAGGAGCAGCUUUGGCAUGGAUGGGAGUAGUUCACUUCUUGAGGGUAGCUCCUUUUUGAGGAGUUCGCCGGCGGGGAAUGCGGCAGCCAACAGGGGUAGUCUGAGAGAUAGGUUUUUGGGGGCUGCGAGAGGUGGUGGUGGAGGGAGUGGAAGGAGGGCUUGA